Messenger RNA from Thamnophis sirtalis, 2720 nucleotides. It is a transcript of the gene FUT9, whose product is annotated as fucosyltransferase 9. Gene Ontology annotation, molecular function: alpha-(1->3)-fucosyltransferase activity. Gene Ontology annotation, cellular component: membrane. NCBI's taxonomy places the organism in Eukaryota, Metazoa, Chordata, Lepidosauria, Squamata, Natricidae. The record is from RefSeq and is a predicted model, not a curated record.
GUCGUGCACUCGCUCUUGCUCCUGCUGCUCUUCUUGCCCUGUUGCCCCCAGGGCGGCGCCUCGGCGGCGCUCCCGCCUUUUCCCACCGAGGACGGGUGAGGGUACCAUUGUCAACAAUAGAUUUCUAGAGGUUCUUUUAAAGGACUGCUUCAACUUCAGUUCAAAGAAUGAGAAUGCCUUGUUUCUCUGUUCAGCUUGGAGAUCAAAUUAUGACAUCAUCAUCCAAAGGAAUUUUCCGGCCAUUUCUAUUUCUCUUCAUUGUGCUUGGCUGUUUCAUGGCCUGCCUGCUCAUCUACAUCAAACCCACAAGCGGAUGGAUCUCUAGUCCUAUUGAAUCAGCCAGCUCAGUUCUAAAGAUGAAGAAUUUCUUCUCAACCAAAAGUGAUUACAUUAAUGAAACAACAAUUCUGAUAUGGGUUUGGCCAUUUGGACAGACAUUUGAUCUGAAAUUCUGUCCCACUUUUAAUAUUCAUGGAUGCCAUCUGACAACGGAUCGCACACUAUAUAACCGGUCUCAUGCAGUUCUCAUUCACCAUAGAGACAUUAGCUGGGAUCUGACUAAUUUACCUCAGCAGCCUAGACCUCCAUUUCAGAAAUGGAUCUGGAUGAACCUGGAAUCUCCAACUCAUACUCCACAAAAGAGCGGGAUUGAACAUUUGUUCAAUUUGACCCUCACCUAUCGUCGGGAUUCAGAUAUUCAGGUGCCUUAUGGCUUCAUGACAGUCAGCACAAAUUACUUUGAGUACGAAAUCCCGAAUAAAGAAAAACUUGUAUGUUGGGUAGUGAGUAACUGGAAUCCUGAGCAUGCUAGAGUUAAGUAUUAUAAUGAAUUAAGUAAAUAUAUUGAAAUUCAUACCUAUGGACAAGCAUUUGGAGAUUAUAUCAGUGAUAAAAAUUUGAUCCCCACUAUUUCCACUUGCAAGUUUUAUCUUUCCUUUGAAAAUUCUAUCCAUAAAGACUACAUUACAGAGAAACUCUACAAUGCUCUUUUUGCUGGAUCUGUGCCAGUGGUUCUAGGUCCUCCCAGAGAAAACUAUGAGAAUUACAUCCCAGCUAACUCUUUCAUACAUGUGGAGGAUUUCCUGUCUCCAAAGGACCUUUCAGAGUACCUUCUGAUGCUUGAUAAAAACACUAAACUGUAUAUUAGCUAUUUCAACUGGAGGAAGGAUUUUUCAGUGCGCCUUUCUCGAUUCUGGGAAUCACAUGCAUGUCUCGCUUGUGACCAUAUAAAAAGACACCAAGAAUACAAGUCUGUUGGUAAUUUAGAGAAAUGGUUUUGGAACUAAACCUUUAUCCAUUUUUCCUGCACUUUAUAUUAAGGGGAAGGAAAGCUGUCAAAAUCGCCAUCCCAAGAUGAGGAGAGGGAAGGGAGAAGUCCAGAAUAAAGCAUUACUGUUUGUCAUCUGGCCUUCUCAAUGUGGAUCAAUAAUUCACUUAAAGCCUUGAAACCUUAACCACUCUCCUUCCUUUCCAGAUAAAGAUGUCUUUCAAAAAAAAUAAUAGUGGGGGAUUGGUCACUUUCUGUUCCAUUUAUUUGUUGAAGAAGUGACCACCAUCUUUCAGACUCUUCUUGUAUUUUAUUGACCCAAGAUUUUGAAAAGGAAUUAGGAAUAAUAAUCCAACAUUGGAUUUCCCUUCUUUAAACAAUCCAAACUGUGGUGACAUACUGUUACAUUCUAAUCAUACAUUUACUGUCCCAUCUGGGAAACCAAAAAGUAGCAACUUUUGCAGGAUGUACUUAUGGGAGAUAUGUGAAAUAACUUGGGUGCUUUUAAAGACCAUGAUAUGGCUGCACAAAUUAUUCCAUCCUGAAACUCUGCCACGACAUUGUUUUAUACUUUGUUGGAAAUGCUGCUGUGUUUGACAGUGUUCACUGAGGAGUAUGCUCUUAUGUACUAUUUCUUGUUUCAUCAUUUUUGCAAUGCUGCAUCACAGUUACAUAAGGCAAUCAUUUUUAUAUUGAUUAAAGCAGGGGGGUUUUCUUGGAGGGCAGCAAAAGAAAUUGGGGAGGGGGAUACGAAGCUAAUCAACAUAAAACAACAGGGACCAAACUAUUUAUUAUGGUUUAACAAAUAUAAUUUAUGAAAUAGAAUGAUGAUACAUCCGAAUAACCAAAACAAUGUUUGAUUCUGGUUUAUAAACCAACUUUCUAAAUUGUUUAUGAAUGGUUCUGUCUUAUAAAUUGCCUUUGGUUGCAAAACAUCAUUGCUUACUUCAUGGGAAGCAAACUCACUCACAGUGAUGGACCCUGACUUCCAAAUGCCAGGCAGCACAUGGUGAUCAAAACUUUUUUUUUUUUUAAUGUAAGUGUACUGCCAUGCCUUGGAUAUUAGAAAGGAAUGAGACUUUGAUCAUUGAAUCAUGUCUUUCAUUUUGAAGCCAGUGACUCCUAUGGUUGUUCCAAUGAGAAGACUUGCAUUUAGUUUCACAUGUCUGGUUAAUCCUUCAUACAGUUCAAUUAUUAAAAAAACAUUAUUAAAAAAUAGAUUUUUGUGUGUGAAAAAGUCACCAAAAAUGGGAAAAUUAAACUUGCACUGUAAUUCUAGAUAAAAAAAUUAUCAGUCUGGAUCAGAAGAAGCAAGCUAACCACUCAUUAGUCUAACCUAUAAAUGCAUAAGUCCUUACAAGAUGAGAAGCUUCUUUCGCUUUUGUACUGGUUUCGAAAAAAAGGAAAAAAAGCCAGCUUAAGACAACAAAUUAAGACAACUGUAUUUUUCAGA